GCCCUCCGCAACUUCUGCCACCGAGGCGGGGGGUUCGGUGGAGCCGCGCCGCUAACUGAGGGGGCUGCGGUGCGGCCACCGGCUCAGCCGGGCCUGCCUGCCAGCCAGCCAGCCAGCCAGCCCGCGCGUCCCGGGUGUCCGUCGGGUGCCCGGUGGCCUCUCGUAGGCGACUGCCCCGCGCGGCCCCGCUUCCGUGUUAACCCGCAGCGGCUGGGCCGCCCGGGACGUGCGGGACUCGCCAAGGCCAAGCCGGGCGCCCCCCAGCGGCCAGCGGCGGGUCCCAUGGCUGGGCCGGGCGGAGCGGAACCGGCGAGGUGAAGCCCCGGGGCCCGCAGCCGGAGCGCGCGUGGCCGGUGCGCCGGCUCCAUGGGGCAGCGGCCCACAGCGGCACGAUGAUGAUGGACGUUAACAGCAGCGGCCGCCCGGACUACGGGCACCUCCGCUCUCUGCUUCUGCCGGAUGUGGGGCGCGGCGGACUGCCGGACCUGAGCCCCGACGGUGGUGCCGACGGGGUGGCGGCCACCUGGUCGCCGCACCUGCUGAGUGAGGUCCCUGAGGUGACUGCUAGCCCCGCGUCCACCUGGGACGCGCCCCCGGACAAUGCCUCGGGCUGCUGGGAACAGAUCAACUAUGGCAGCACCGAGAAAGUUGUGAUCGGCUCCAUCCUGACGCUCAUCACGCUGCUGACGAUCGCGGGCAAUUGCCUGGUGGUGAUCUCCGUGUGCUUCGUCAAGAAGCUCCGCCAGCCCUCCAACUACCUGAUAGUGUCCCUGGCGCUGGCCGACCUCUCGGUGGCUGUGGCGGUCAUGCCCUUCGUCAGCGUCACCGAUCUCAUCGGGGGCCAGUGGAUCUUUGGCCACUUCUUCUGCAACGUCUUCAUCGCCAUGGACGUCAUGUGCUGCACGGCCUCGAUCAUGACCCUGUGCGUGAUCAGCAUAGACAGGUAUCUGGGCAUCACGAGGCCCCUCACCUACCCCGUGAGGCAGAAUGGGAAAUGCAUGGCCAAGAUGAUUCUGUCUGUGUGGCUCCUCUCGGCCUCCAUCACCUUGCCCCCGCUCUUCGGCUGGGCUCAGAACGUCAACGACGACAAAGUGUGCUUGAUCAGCCAGGAUUUUGGCUACACGAUUUACUCCACGGCAGUGGCGUUUUAUAUCCCCAUGUCCGUCAUGCUCUUCAUGUACUACCGGAUUUAUAAGGCUGCCAGGAAGAGCGCUGCCAAGCACAAGUUCCCUGGCUUUCCCCGCGUGCCGCCAGACAGCAUCCUCUCCCUGAAUGGCAUGGUGAAGCUGCAGAAGGAGGUGGAAGAGUGUGCAAACCUUUCAAGACUGCUCAAGCACGAGAGGAAAAACAUCUCCAUCUUUAAGAGGGAACAGAAAGCAGCCACCACCUUGGGGAUCAUUGUCGGGGCCUUCACCGUGUGCUGGCUGCCUUUUUUCCUCCUGUCGACCGCCAGGCCCUUCAUCUGUGGCACUGCCUGUAGCUGCAUCCCACUGUGGGUGGAGAGGACAUGCCUGUGGCUUGGCUAUGCAAACUCUCUCAUUAACCCUUUUAUAUAUGCCUUCUUCAACCGGGACCUGAGGACCACCUACCGCAGCCUGCUCCAGUGCCAGUACCGGAAUAUCAACCGGAAGCUGUCUGCCGCAGGCAUGCACGAGGCCCUGAAGCUAGCUGAGAGGCCAGAAAGAUCUGAGUUUGCACUACAAAACUCUGACUACUGUAGAAAAAAAGGUCAUGAUUCAUGAUCCAAGCAGAAUCAUGGAGAUGAAAUAAACAAAGCAGAACGGGUGGAAACAGAACGAAACCAUUUGCCAAGACUGCAGAAUGGAGAGCGGCUUCUGUCCUUUCUUGGGAUGGUUAAGAUGUGACACGCAGGGUGAUGUGCUUGUACAGUCUUAUGCGAAGGAGCUGGUGAGCUCUCCUUUUGUUGUGGAUCAGUGCUCUUGUGUGCCAGU
Ochotona curzoniae (black-lipped pika) is the source of this 1952-nucleotide messenger RNA. It is a transcript of the gene HTR7, whose product is annotated as 5-hydroxytryptamine receptor 7. Gene Ontology annotation, biological process: vasoconstriction; G protein-coupled receptor signaling pathway, coupled to cyclic nucleotide second messenger; circadian rhythm. Gene Ontology annotation, molecular function: neurotransmitter receptor activity; G protein-coupled serotonin receptor activity. The coding region runs from base 393 to 1742 and encodes 449 amino acids. The record is from RefSeq and is a predicted model, not a curated record. The transcript has 3 exons. NCBI's taxonomy places the organism in Eukaryota, Metazoa, Chordata, Mammalia, Lagomorpha, Ochotonidae. Gene Ontology annotation, cellular component: membrane; dendrite.